UUUACUUGUUUGGCCCACCAAUCAUAAAGACCCAGUACCACUAAACUGCAUCGGGCAAGUUACUGACCGUUUAUCGACGUCAGCAGAUGAUGACGUCGCCAAUGACGCUCAACAAUAAGUUUAUUGAAAAGAAUCUAUAAAUGAGGCGAGUAUGACUUUUAAACACUCUCCAAUAUAUCAUUGAAUUCUUUCUGUAUAGCAAAACCUUGCCAUAUACCACAUUAAACACCAAUAUCAAUCCAUUGUACCAUACCAACAUGUCCUUCCUCACGCGUGUCACUCCCCGUCUGGGCUCCUUGAACUCCAUUGUCCGCUCCACAGCUACCCCUUCACUUGUUGUGGGAGGCGUACGGUCGAUCACUGCCACGGCAGGAAAGCAAAAGGGUCCCGUGGAAGCAACCAAGGAUACUCUGAAGAAAACGGAUGAGAUUCUCUCCGGUGCAGCUGUGAAGGGAAUUGAGAAGGGCGAGCAAGUGGCAGACGCGAUCAAAGGCACUGCCAACAAGAGUUCCGGUGAACUCAAGGGGGAGGCAUCCGAGCUGGCUGGCCAGGGCAAGAGUAAGGCCGAAGAAGCAUUGGGUUCUGCCAAGGGUAAGACCGAGGAGACCCUUGGUGAAGCUAAGGGCAAGACCCAAGAAACCCUAGGCGAAGCCAAGGGCAAGAUCAAAGACAAGGCGGGCAACUUGUAAAGGUUCCAAAGAAUGACCGGUAUGAUUAGAAUGAUGGUUGCACACAUGUAUUUGUCGUCUCGCAAAAUAUAUCUAUAAUGUACAAUAUCAG
Messenger RNA from Aspergillus alliaceus, 780 nucleotides. RefSeq lists its product as uncharacterized. The record is from RefSeq and is a predicted model, not a curated record. Bases 258 to 689 code for a protein of 143 amino acids. NCBI's taxonomy places the organism in Eukaryota, Fungi, Ascomycota, Eurotiomycetes, Eurotiales, Aspergillaceae. The transcript has 2 exons.